Messenger RNA from Dinoponera quadriceps, 775 nucleotides. RefSeq names its product NADH dehydrogenase [ubiquinone] 1 beta subcomplex subunit 11, mitochondrial (gene NP15.6). The coding region runs from base 224 to 640 and encodes 138 amino acids. The transcript has a single exon. Lineage: Eukaryota; Metazoa; Arthropoda; Insecta; Hymenoptera; Formicidae. The record is from RefSeq and is a predicted model, not a curated record.
GUUGCGCAUGCCUGAACUUCCUCCGAUGAGAAUGUAACCUAAAAUGACACAUGCCGACAACUCUUACGCAUACUCGCACACGCCAAGGUAUACCCGAAGGAAUAUUACCUAAUUUCUGCCGUCCCCUCGGAGCGCACGGCUGGCGCAUCCAACAUAGAAGCCUGCAAAGUUUCUUCGUGACAAUUAUCAGAGAACAAAGGUACGAACGGGGACGGGUGGUAUAAUGGCAGCGUUAUUUCGUCUGAAUUGUGUGCCAAGUUUACGCAGAGGGUUAACCCUGAUGGCACGCAAAGAAACACUUUGUCGCAAGAUAACAACAACACCACGAUACAAUAAGGAGGAGUCUGUCAAGAAGAAAUGGGUGAGCUAUGGCUUCGAUACGGGAAACGAGGCCGAUGAUCGUCAUGGCCUGCAUCAGACUAUGUUUGUCGUUGUGACUUUGUGCUUUGUGGUCGGUGGCGCUGUUAUUGGCUACCUGCCUGACGUGAACAACGUAGACUGGGCACAGCGAGAGGCUUAUCUACAACUCCGUUACAGAGAGGAGCACGGGCUUCCUCUAGUCGACCAAAAUGUGGUUGAUCCAGCCAAAAUAUACUUACCAAGCGACGAGGAGUUAGGUGACACAAAUAUUAUUAUUUAAGAAAAGCAACGGCCAGACGUGGGGAACUCUAUUCGACUUCUGAGUAUCAUCCCUGCUCAUCUGUAACAACUUAGUAUUUGUUAAUAAUGUUCUGAAGAUGAUUAAUAAAUAAUGUGCUACUUUUGUUGAUUGAAA